AUGACAUCUUCGUCAUCCUCAUCUCGGGAAUAUCGUCGGGCUGUAGAGGAGGAGAGGCAAGAAGAGUUGGCGCGCAUUGGGCAGCAGGCCGGCAACGUUCAGAAAAGGAAGUCCGCCGAUAAGUUGACUCCGAGUGAGCUGGAGAAGCGUAGAGUAGAGCGGAAGCACAAGGCUGAGAAGGCGUACAUGUAG
Molecule: messenger RNA, 192 nt
Organism: Perkinsus marinus ATCC 50983
Lineage: Eukaryota; Perkinsozoa; Perkinsida; Perkinsidae
Exons: 2
Coding region: 1-192 (63 amino acids)
Source: RefSeq, a predicted model, not a curated record